AUGUCCACCCCUGUCCUCCGCCUAGGAAUCCUAGGCGCGACUAACGCCGUCCAAGCUACUUAUCUCCCGGUCCUCCGUUCCCUUGGAACACACUACACCCUCACAGCCAUCUACGACUCCAACCCCGAAAUCGCAAACCAGUGUCAAGCCCGCUUCGGCAUAACCUACAGCACGGCAGUCGUGGAAGAUGUCCUCCUUCAUAAAGAAGUAGAUGUCAUCCUCAACCUCCUCCCAAUGGAGUACCACGAACAAUACACCGUGAUCGCCCUCGAAGCCGGCAAAGACGUGAUGGUCGAAGUUCCCCUCACAAUGAGCAUCUCAAGUCUGCGCCGGAUUCGCGAAGCUAUCAACCAAGGAAAAUCAUCUCGAUAUGUCAACGGCACUAACGAAACAGACGGCCCAAAGGUUUUCGUCGGAUGCGCGCGCCGCUACGCGCCCUGCUUUACAGAGGUCUUCAAGAAAGAGCUCGCCACCCUAGGUCGCGUGCACUAUGCGCGCUGUCGACACAUCGCCGGCCCAAUGAACAACAUUGUCACGCCGGCGUCGAAAGACAUCACACCGCCACUGAAAAGCAGCAAUAACCCGGAGCAGUUCCGCGCGCUCCUGGAAGACGUCUUCGGAUCCGAAGAGGACCUAACUUCGGACAGAGUCGCUUUUUGUCGUUACCUCGGCAUGCUGGGUUGUCAUGAUCUGUCGGUGAUGCGCGAGUCGUUGGGAUUCCCAAAUGCUGUUUCCAAUGUCGCUAUCACGGACCCGUUCUACUCUGCCAUUUUCCACUAUACGAAUUCCGUAGAGAAUGGCGGGUAUCCAUUCACGCUUCUCUAUGAAGCUGGUGUUGAUGCCGUGCCUCGCUGCGAUGCUCAUCUGACUGUUUACGGUGCGCACAAGACUCUCAGUGUGGAGUAUGACUUCCCCCGUCCUGGUGAGAAGAUCAGUACCGGAACGUAUGUGCGGGUUGUUGUUGAGGAAGCGGAUGGGACUGCGGAGACGGAUCAUGUCAAUGGCAAUCAAAUUAACGAGACGGAGAAUGUUGUUCCUCGCCCGCGUGUCAAGCGGACGGAGACCGUUAGUACCUGUGACGAGGCGUAUGAGCGUGAAUUCAUGGCUCUGUACUCUUAUCUAGUUGAUGGAGGGUCGGCGGCGAAAACGACAGCUGACGACGCUGUCAUGGACCUACGGCUGUUACUGAUGAUCUUUGACCACUACAAUCGCCAGUGUGGUACCAUUCGAACUCCGUUGGGUUGA
Penicillium digitatum Pd1 is the source of this 1245-nucleotide messenger RNA. Its product is annotated as Gfo/Idh/MocA family protein. Gene Ontology annotation, biological process: NADPH regeneration. Gene Ontology annotation, cellular component: cytoplasm. The record is from RefSeq and is a predicted model, not a curated record. NCBI's taxonomy places the organism in Eukaryota, Fungi, Ascomycota, Eurotiomycetes, Eurotiales, Aspergillaceae. Gene Ontology annotation, molecular function: nucleotide binding; oxidoreductase activity.